Molecule: messenger RNA, 3393 nt
Organism: Anas platyrhynchos (mallard)
Lineage: Eukaryota; Metazoa; Chordata; Aves; Anseriformes; Anatidae
Gene: ARL4C
Product: ARF like GTPase 4C
Molecular function (GO): GTPase activity; GTP binding
Source: RefSeq, a predicted model, not a curated record
GAGCCGAGCCCUGCCGAGCCCAGGAGAGCCCAGCAGGGCCGAGCCGAGCCGGGCUGGGCCGAGCCGAGCCGGGCCGGGCCGGGCCGCGGCCAUGGGCGCCGGGUUGUGAGGGGAGGAGGAGGGGGGGGCGGGCGGCGAGGGGCGCCCCGCAGGCGGCCAUGGGGAACAUCUCGUCCAACAUCUCCGCCUUCCAGUCCCUGCACAUCGUCAUGCUGGGGCUGGACUCGGCGGGGAAGACGACGGUGCUGUACCGGCUGAAGUUCAACGAGUUCGUCAACACCGUGCCCACCAUCGGCUUCAACACCGAGAAGAUCCGGCUGAGCAACGGCACGGCCAAGGGCAUCAGCUGCCACUUCUGGGACGUGGGCGGCCAGGAGAAGCUGCGCCCGCUCUGGAAGUCCUACAGCCGCUGCACCGACGGCAUCAUCUACGUGGUGGACUCGGUGGACGUGGACCGGCUGGAGGAGGCCAAGACGGAGCUGCACAAGGUGACCAAGUUCGCCGAGAACCAGGGCACGCCGCUGCUGGUCAUCGCCAACAAGCAGGACCUGCCCAAGUCCCUGCCGGUGGCCGAGAUCGAGAAGCAGCUGGCCCUGCACGAGCUCACCCCCUCCACCACCUACCACAUCCAGCCCGCCUGCGCCAUCAUCGGCGAGGGGCUGACGGAGGGCAUGGACAAGCUCUACGAGAUGAUCCUGAAGCGGAGGAAGUCCCUCAAGCAGAAGAAGAAGCGGUAGAAGCCCGCAGACGCGUGGACGGGUGGGAAUGCAGACAAAGGAACCGAGGGGGAGAGAGAACCAAAGCGAUCCUGUUUUUUGUGUUUUCCUUUUUUUUUUUUUUCCUUCUUUUUAUUUUUUUUUUGUCCCUUUCCAAACGAAACGACGACAAUAGCGGUGAUAACAAUACCGCUCCUGCUAGCCAAGCCCUGAUCCUGACUGCGGGCGAGAGCCAGGAUCUCCUUCUCCCGCUCUUCCCCCUUGCCCACCACCCUUUCCCCGGCCGGAGGGCGGCGUGGAGCACAGGGUGGCUGCUGGGCUCCAAGCUGGAGAUGCCCUGAGCCCCCUGGCCGGGCUGGAGAUGCCCUGAGCCCCCCUGGCCGGGCUGGAGAUGCUCUGAGCGGGACAAGACGCCGCGGGCGGCCGAGAGCCCGUGGAGCUGGGGUGGCCCCCCCAGCGCCCCUCCGUCCUUGCGGGGCGUGGAGGCCAAGGGGUGAACAGGGCAGGACCCUGUUAAAGUGCAUUUGAGAGAGGGCGAACGCGCGCCUGGAGCUUUUAAUGCAAGGUCAGCCGGCAAGGAGGGCGGCUCUCGGCUGCCUUCAUCCCUCACCGGGGGGCUGGAGUAGCGUAAAAUGGGGGAGAUGGCCGAGGGGACAAAACCUGGACGAGGGGACAAACCCCGGCCGAGGGGACAAAUCCAAACCCCGCGGGCUGGUGUUUUAGGGAGCAGAUGAGUGCAGAGCACAAGGGCAGGCAGCCUUCAGUAAUGCCGCAGCGGCUGGGGGUGUGUAGCAGCUGGUGACUGGUGCUGAGCUUUAAGCUGUUUGCUUAAAAAAAAAGAAAAAAAAAAAAAAGGGUGAAGUGAGGGGCGUCCAGGAGUCUCUGUUCUUAAAGGCGUGGUUGUGGCUUCUCCUGAAGCAAAGCCACGAGCAGGUCUUUAUUGUGCCCAGGCAUGCGCCAAGGUGCUAAUAUGCUCCAUUCGGGGUGACCCAAAAUACAGAUUUUAAGAAAAAAAAAAAGCUUUGUACACCGCUGGGUGGACUGGUCACCGUGCUGCCCUGCAGCUGGUGCGGGAGGCUGGGGCAGCGCUUGUUAAACAGGAGCUCGGGGAGGUCGUGGCAGGACGGACAGCUGCCGGGUGAAAAGGGCAGAGCUUGCAAAACCCUGCAAAAAGAUUGCAAAAUGUGGCAGGAAAAGGGGACUCGGCAGUGCCGGGGAAACGAUGGGGUGUGGAGAGAGGGGGUGAGGCGGGGGGGAGCUUAUUUUUUUUAUGAAGAUUUAAACCCGAUGGAAAGCAGAGAGCCCCCAGUUGCCAGCAGGUGAAUGUUUGGGCACCGAGGUGGGAUCAGGCCAGGCUGGGGGCCCUGGGGACUGUAAGCCAUUUGCUGGCAGUGUUUUGGCCCGGGAACCAGCUCUCUGCGGGACAAAAGCAGGGUCCCCGCUCCCCACGUUGCCCACAGACAGGAGGGAGAGCCGGGCAGGCAGGAGUUUGUGGUGCUUUUCCACCAGCCUUCCUGUUCGAAAACCCUCCCCGAAACAGCCAAGGAAACCACCAAGCAGACAAAGAAAAAAAAAAUGCCCUCAGGUUUCAGGGAGUUGAUUCUCCCCUUGCAGCGACGAGCGCGGUACCUUUCCAAUGGCAUUUUGUCAGAAAACAAACGCUGCGGCCAAGCAGUACGUCUCUUGUUAUUUUUUUUUUUGCGGGAUUUGAGUUCCUACACGAGUCCCGACCUGUGCGCGGAGCGAGUGGGCUGGUCCCAUCAGCUUAGGAGGCUGUGUGCCUGCCUCGUUGGGUUUCCUUUGCUUUGUCUUCACCUGGAACACUUUGGUAUUUGCUGUUGGGAGAGAGAGCAAAAUAUUUAUUUUUGAUGCCACAGAAGCCAAACGCUUAAACCUUUUUGUUUUCUUUUUUUUUUUUUUUUUUUUUUGGCGAGUGACCCAUUCCAGGGGCAAAACACAGAACUCCUUUUGCCCGCCACCUCUCCACCUCUUAAGAAGAACGAAUGUGGGUGUUGUGUGUUUUGCCUCCUCGCCGUCAAGGUGUGGAUCUUGGGUCUGCUGGCACCGAGCAUCCCCUCGGAGAUGGGACUGCUUUUUGGCUGAGCUUUCAGGCACGCGCCUGGCUCGCGUGCUCUGAGGCUCAUCCGAGGCAGGCGGGAUGCUGUCGGGGUGCCGUUCCCACCAGCUCGGCUUUCUGCAAUAAUUAAAAGUACUUCUCCAAUUAGUAGCUAAUGGCUUCCGUGGUAUUUCCGUAACGUUUCACGACUGCGUGCUGAUUUUCCUGUGUGAAGAUGAGCGUCGCCUACGGUGGGCUAGAAGAAGAGGUGCUUCAGCAGAACAGCAGCUAAAGGGGACUGACUGCCCGUGUUGGUUGUUGCUCUGAAAACGAGCCGAGCGUUUUGCGAGGUUGUGUGUCCUCUAAACCUGUUUGAACGACCCCUUUUUUUUUAUUUUAGCCGACGUCAUGAGGUACGGGUCUCACUCCACGAGGUACCUCGCCGUGUGCCCAUCAGUGUUGGAAAUCCUGCUGCCUGUGUCUUAGCCCUGCCCCUGCCCGUCAGUCUCUGUCCCUCCUGUCUUUCCUCUUUUUUUAAAAAAAGAUGCAGACAUAAUGCUGUGAACUGAAAUAAAUUAUUUAUACAAUGAAAGGGCCUGAUAAAAAACAAACAAAAACCAA